AGCCGUAUCGCACAGCUUGAGGAAAGGUGCAGCCUGUUGUCAGCUCAAGCCAAGAGUAAUCCCUCUUUUCUCUGUGGAUUUGUUCUGUUUUGUUUUCGCCUCGAGAUCUGCUAGUGUGUUUGAUUUUUUUUUUCAAGAAGAAGACACCGUCAUGUCCUUCCGUUACACCAACAACCUCGUGGCGACGCUGAAGCACCGCCUCUUUCUCGAGGUGGCGCAUCGCCAGCUCGUGCGCCAAACCUUCACCGGCGUGUGCAGCGGCGUCGAAGUCACCUGCUCCGCCUACGGCACCGUCGUACGCAUCCGCAUGCUGGAUAAAGCGGUGUGGGAGCCGCAGUACCGUCUGUCAGACAGCAGCAGCGAAGGGCCGGGCGCCGCCUCUUCCCCGGACUCUACGACCACUGCGUCAGCGGCGCGGAAGGGGAUCGACUUGGUGAGGCUGUCCGCCAGCAUCCAGGCCGCCACCUGGCAGGCUAUUCACAAACUGCGCGCAGCGAAGGAGGCCGCGCACGCGCAGUCGUUGCGGCACAACCCGCAGCUCCGCGCCGCGGCGAACUUGCGCGACUGGUACGAACAGGACGCCAACACGCUGCACCCGCGUCCCUGCGACGGGCUGAAGAGCCUGCACGCAACGGCCUGGAUGCAGGCUGUUCGGUACGGCGUGCCGCAGCCGGCGCGUUUCUUGUCCGCGCGAGAGACGCCGGAGCACAAGAACGCAGCCGUCAUGGGUGCGGGCGAGGCCCCGGCGACGAUGACGGCCCUGUCGGAGCGGGACUGCGACCCGGCGAACAUACCCAUCGGUGCCGCCCAUCCCCUCUUUACGCCGGGGCUCGUGCAACUUGAGCUGGACCCCGCCAUCGACGCGGCGGCGACGACGCACGAGGGCGACGGCUCGCGUGUGGACGCGGCGUACGUGCUGAGCGAGCAGCGAAAAGAGAUGCGCGGCAACGAGGAGGUGUUCUGGGAGCGGGUAGAGCUGAUCCGGCGUAGUCAGCUCGCGGCGAUUCCGAAUGGAGUGAAGCGCAACUAUGCGGACGUGGCGGCGACGCUGCAAGACCACACGGAGGAGAAGGUGCAGCUGCGCUUUACGCAGUAG
This is a messenger RNA of Leptomonas pyrrhocoris, 1096 nucleotides long. RefSeq lists its product as hypothetical. The transcript has a single exon. Bases 152 to 1096 code for a protein of 314 amino acids. The record is from RefSeq and is a predicted model, not a curated record. Lineage: Eukaryota; Euglenozoa; Kinetoplastea; Trypanosomatida; Trypanosomatidae.